AUGAAGUGGAUAACCACCUUUCCGCUUUACCCUAUGAGCUUGAUCUCAGCAAAUAGCAUACUCCGUCAGAUGUGCUACAUAAGAAAUGUAAACGUCGUUCCAAAAGGAACAAUGGGAGAUGAACUAAAAUUUAAGAGAUCGAGUCUGGCACAUUUUUGUUACACCAAUAAUGACAUAAACAAAUUUUAUGGAAUUACUGAAAAAGGAAUUAGUGAUAAACAUCCACCUCCAUAUUUAUUAAAUUUUGAAAAAUGUAAUGAUAUUAUAUCAUUUACAGACAAAAUAGAUAAUGAUUGUUUAAACCAAAUAAAGAAUUUAGCUAGAUUGGAAAUUAUAAAAGGACAUAUAGCUAUACUACCAGAUGUACAUUUAGGGAAAGGAAUUAUAAUUGGAUCUGUAUUUUUAACAAAAGAUUUUGUUAUACCUAAUGGGGUUGGUGUUGAUAUAGGAUGCGGUAUUUUGUGUGUUAAAAUUAAUAAUUUAAAAAAAAAAAAUCUGAAUAGUAAUAUUAUAAAUAAUAUAUAUAACAAAAUAAGACGAAAUGUCCCUUUAAGUUUUGAUUCUCAUGAGAGGGAAAUAUUUGACUCAAAAAAUGUGCUAGACAAAUUAGUAACAAAAUAUGCAAGCAAAAAUAUGAUUCAUAUAAUGAAAUCAAAACAUUUGAUGCAAAUCGGAACAUUAGGAGGUGGAAAUCAUUUUAUCGAAGUAGCCUAUGACGCAUCAGACAGUAGUACUCAACAAGAGUGUAAUAAUAAUUUGUUACGAUCGUAUGAACAGGAUGAUAUAUCAACCAGAUGUGAAAUCGAAAUGAACAAUUUUUCAGAAUCUGAAAUUUACAUUUUAAUACACUCUGGUAGUAGAAACAUUGGUAAAACAACAGCUGAAUUUUAUGAUGCAAUAGCCAGCGAAGAAAGCAAAAUGAAAAAAAAUGAUUUGGCAUAUCUAGAUUUAAGAAAAGAACAAGGACAGAAUUAUUUAAAGGAUAUGAAAUUAUGUCUCGAAUAUGCAAAAUAUAACAGAAUAUAUAUGAUGAAAAUAAUAGAAAAAAUAAUUAAAGAGGAAGUUAAAUGUACAUUAGAUUGGGAAAAUGCUGUAAACAUACAUCAUAAUUUCUGCAAUAAAGAAUUAGUUAGCUAUGUCCAUAAUAAGGAAAUCAAAAAGGAAUAUAUGUAUGUAACCAGAAAAGGGGCAACGUCAUCUAAAAAAGAUCAAUUAGGUAUCAUACCUGGAAAUAUGAAAGUGGGUUCUUAUAUAGUAAAAGGAAAGGGUAAUAUGCUAUCAUAUAAUUCGUGUUCGCAUGGUUGUGGUAGAGUAUUAAGUAGAACUAAAGCAAAGCAAAUAAUUAAUCAAAAUGAUUUCGUGAAUAUUAUGAAAGGUGUACGAUGUGAUACAAACAACAAAAUCCGAGACGAGGCACCACAGGCGUAUAAAAAUUUAAACCAGGUUUUAAGAAAUCAAGAUUCUCUUAUACAUGUCGUUCGGAAGCUUCUCCCCUUGAUUAAUGUUAAGGGGUUCUAA
Plasmodium gonderi is the source of this 1518-nucleotide messenger RNA. RefSeq lists its product as hypothetical. Lineage: Eukaryota; Apicomplexa; Aconoidasida; Haemosporida; Plasmodiidae. Gene Ontology annotation, biological process: RNA repair; RNA processing; DNA repair. Bases 1 to 1518 code for a protein of 505 amino acids. The record is from RefSeq and is a predicted model, not a curated record. Gene Ontology annotation, molecular function: RNA ligase activity; DNA ligase activity; manganese ion binding. The transcript has a single exon.